AUGUUCAAGGGACUGAGCAAAGGCUCCCAGGGGAAGGGGUCCCCCAAGGGCUCCCCCAGCAAGCACAGUCGGCCAAAGGGCCCGGGGUGGACUCUCUCCCUGCCUUGGGAGCCGCACACUCAGGCCGAACUUCAGCCCUGGCGGGAGGCAGGGGAUGACCUGGGGCUCCCUACAUCCUCUAAGGGGGCUCGCGGUCCACGGAUUGAGGCCGCUCAGCGGGAGAAGUGCUGGACAGAAGCCAGCACCGAUGCCCUCCUCUGCCAAAGGCUGGGAGAGAGGAGAGCCUGGCUGCCUGACUCCAGCUCUGCCCCAAGGCUCUACUUGGCUGGGAUGACCCCUGGAGCCUGGGACUGGCUGAACAGUGAGCAGAGCCAGGCCCUGCAGCACCAACAGGAGACGGGCCGCAGCCUGAAGAAGGCCGAGGUGCUGCUCAAGGACCUCUUCCUGAACGUGGACAAGGCCCCACGGCUCAAGCACCCGCAGGCUGAGGAGAUUGAGAAGGACAUCGAGCAGCUGCACAAGCGGUUGACCCAGGAGUGUGCGGAGUACCGUGCCCUGUAUGAGAAGAUGGUGCUGCCCCCAAACGUGGGACCCAGGGUCGACUGGGCACGCGUGCUGGAGCAGAGACAGAAGCAGGUCUGCGCAGGCCAGUACCGGCCGGGCAUGGCGGAGCUGGAGCAACAGAUCGCCGAGCACAACGUCCUGCAGAAGGAGAUCGACGACCAAGGAGAGCAGCUGCGGAGCCUCGUGGGGCCGGAUGCAGCCACCAUCCGGAGCCAAUACCGAGACCUACUGAAGGCGGCGUCGUGGCGCGGGCAGAGCCUGGGCAGCCUGUACACGCACCUGCAGGGCUGCACGCGGCAGCUGAGCGCCCUGGCGGAGCAGCAGCGCCGCAUCCUGCAGCGGGACUGGAGCGACCUCAUGGCCGACCCUGCGGGCGUGCGGCGGGAGUACGAGCACUUCAAGCAGCACGAGCUGUUGAGCCAGGAGCAGAGCGUAAACCAGCUGGAGGACGACGGUGAGCGCAUGGUGGAGGUGCGGCACCCCGCGGUGUGGCCCAUCCAGGCCCACCAGGAGGCCCUGAAGAUGGAGUGGCAGAACUUCCUGAACCUGUGCAUCUGCCAGGAGACCCAGCUGCAGCACGUGGAGGACUACAGCCGGUUCCAGGAAGAGGCUGACUCAGUCAGCCAGACCCUGGUGAAGCUCAACUCCAACUUGGAUGCCAAGUAUAGCCCUGCACCUGGGGGCCCCCCUGGCACCCCCACAGAGCUGCUGCAACAGCUGGAGGCAGAGGAGAAACAGCUGGCCGUCACCGAGAGGGCCACUGGGGACCUGCAGCGGCGAAGCCGGGAUGUGGCCCCUCUGCCACAGCGAAGAAACCUGCCUCAGCAGCCCCUGCACAUGGACAGCAUCUGCGACUGGGACUCAGGAGAAGUGCAGCUGCUGCAGGGUGAGGGGUAUAAGCUGAUAGAUAACACUGACCCGCACACCUGGGUCAUGCAGGGCCCUGGUGGGGAGACCAACCGUGCUCCCGCCGCCUGCUUCUGCAUCCCAGCCCCAGACCCUGAUGCCGUGGCCAGGGCCUCCCGGCUGGCCUCGGAGCUGCAGGCCCUGAAGCAGAAAUUGGCCACAGUCCAGAGCCACCUGAAGGCCAGCGCUGUGGAGUCUGUUCGGCCCAGCCAGCACGCUCCAUCUGGCUCGGCCCUGGCCAACCCACAGGCCCAGAAGCUCCUGACACAGAUGACCCGGCUGGAUGGAGACCUGGGACAGAUAGAGAGGCAGGUGCUGGCCUGGGCACGGGCCCUGCUGAGCCGCACCACGCCCCUGGAGGACCUGGUGGGCCGCAUCCACAGCCACGAGCCCUGAUGCCUGGCCCCAGCCACCUGUGUAGUAAAUAAGAAGAGGGAGAAGGGGAGAAUCCCAGGCCAUGGUGGGUACCCC
Nomascus leucogenys (northern white-cheeked gibbon) is the source of this 1941-nucleotide messenger RNA. Its product is annotated as envoplakin-like. Gene Ontology annotation, cellular component: membrane; intermediate filament; cytoplasm. Gene Ontology annotation, molecular function: cadherin binding; structural molecule activity. Gene Ontology annotation, biological process: intermediate filament cytoskeleton organization; wound healing. Lineage: Eukaryota; Metazoa; Chordata; Mammalia; Primates; Hylobatidae. The record is from RefSeq and is a predicted model, not a curated record.